AUGAACUACGACACUGCCCCGGCUGAGCUAGGAGGCUCCGGAGCCGGGAUCCAGAACCCCGAGUCUCUGGCCUCUCAGGUCGAAGGUCUUCUCAAGGAGAGCAACACAAGGCCAUUCAAUCCCGCCAAUUGGGCCAACCUUCCGCAAGAUCAAUGGCCGACAGGGGUCUUUGAUGAUUUCCUCAUUGAUCCUGAUAUUGAAAUGGCAAAACAUCGCGCCUCCAUCCCAGGAUCAGAAAGCCUGCUGCAGAAUGCGGCCGUUCCAGGCCUCGAGGUGCCUUCAACGUUCGUGCCGUCGGGGGAGUUGAUGGCGCUUGGAUUAACGGAGCCACUGCCCCCCUUUGAGUUGAUGGAGGAAAUGAACAACACAUACUUUCAGCGUCAGCACCCUUUCCUUCCCAUGAUUCACCCGGGACGGUAUUUCCAGGCCUUUUACUCGGUACCGCAUAAAAGGCCCCCCAUGUGCCUACAGUAUGCCAUCUGGGCGACAGCGUCUAGUGGUCAUGAAAAGUAUUCGCAAUAUCAUGACGUGUUCUACAAGCGUGCCCGACAAUAUGCGGACAAUGAUGAGAUGCGGGGCUAUGGCGAACACUUUGUCACGAUAGCUCACGCCCAGACAUGGGGACUUCUUGCGAUGACCGAGGCGCGCAGCAUGCUUUUCACGAGAGCUGCCAUGAGUUCGGCCAAGGCAGUCCGUCUUGUAGAGAUGAUGGGCCUGCACCGAAUUGACGGUGCUGGACACGACAUGGCUCCUACACUGGCGCCGCCCAAGGACUGGACGGACGUUGAGGAGCGCCGCAGAGUGUUUUGGGGUGUCUUUACGAUUGACUGCCACGCAAGUAUAUCUACUGGGUGGCCGACGUUGAUCGAUCCCCACGAUAUCACAACAAACCUGCCUUCUUCAGAAGAAGCCUUCAACGAGUGCCGCGAGGAGAGGACCUCCAGUCUAGCAGAAGCUUUCUCUGGGGCUUGGUACUCGACGUUCUCGGGCGCGAUCAUCAUAUGCCACAUUUUCAACGAGAUUCUACGCCAUGUUCACCGAACCAAGGCAACAGACCGCCCGGAAGACGUUGAGUUUGGAGGGUUCUGGCACAAACACCGAGAGCUUGAUAACAUAAUCUCCAGUGCAUUCAUGUUCAUGCCCGAAAGGUUCCGCCUACCGAAAAACCUGCGGAACCCGACAGCCGUGCACACCAACCUCAACCUGCAUGCCGGUAUCAUUUGCCUGCACCAUGCCGCCGUCGAGAAGGUGGAAACCUAUAUUUUACCCGAGUCUUUGCGUAUCGCGUCCCAAUCACGAUUGAGAACGGCGGCAGAGGAGAUCGUGAACAUUGUCCGGCUAUCGAGUCAUGUGAGCCCCGGGUUUAAAAGCCCUCUCGCCGCGCUGUCCAUGUACUGUGCCGUAUCAGUCUAUGUCUACAUCGUCAAGAUAAGCCCGCAGUCCGGGCUCUCGCGCACUGAUUUUAAUAACCUUGACUUCUUGAUCAACGCCAUGGAAUCUAUUGCCAAAAACCAUCUCAUCACGCAGGCGUUCCUGCAACAAAUCUGCGCCGACGUCGAGAUGAACGGUCUAGCCUCUGUCAUCAACUUGCCAAGCUUGGCGAACCACAGGAAUGCGUUCGGAUGGUCGUCUCCCAAUGUUCCCCUGCUCGUCAAGAGUUAUCUGACGAAGCACACUGGGAUCCAGCCACCGCUCUCGGGCAGGUUGCCUCCCGGCAACCGCCACCCAUCCAAUGCUUGCCCGGGACAGUCUGGCUCGGGCGUGGAAGAGCUGAAUGAUCCGCCUGGGUUCAGCGAUGUGCUGCCGCAUUCAGCGCAAGACGUGCAGGGCAAGAGGAAGCGGCCGGCACAACCCACACAAUUCCCCGAUGACCCGGGUUCAGAGUACGACAACAUCAACUUCAACGACGUGGGCACCCACGAAUCUUUUAGCAUGUCGGGGCGAGGCAUGUACGGCAGCGGUCUGCUUCGCGCCACGGGUAUCGCACCCCGCGCCAACACAAGGCCAGUCGUCCUGCCGCAUAGGACAAGCACAACGGCAUCACCUUCGAUGUACAAUAUAAGCACACCCUCCCAGGCCACGAGUGGGGAGACGCCUGGCCCGAGCAUGGGAGACCCCUAUGUCCGACAAAGCUUCCUCGGUGCCGGACCCGACGCCGACAAGGGUCAGGCGGAAUACGGCCUGCACGAGCUGCCGCGACUCCAAGAGGAGCUCGAGAAGGAGAUGCUCACCAUAAAAAAUGCCGUGCAAAAUGCGCCGGGGCUGACGCCGAGUCCGACUCCGCACGGCCGACUGACAGGGCCGGCGUCGGGGCCGUCUCCAGACCUCAGCCCCACAACCUAUUCAUCCCUCCCCGAGCGGCCGAGAGCACCACUGCCAGCUUUGCCAUCUCCCCAGAACCCCGAAGGCGAGGCCCGGCUCGCGCCAGCAACAGAGGCCUAUUUGACCCCAACGUCUGAACCUCGCCAGCCCACUCAGCCGAGGGCGCUGGGUUCCAAAGUCCUCCCCGGGGAGGAAGUCGAGUACUACUUUGAUCAAUACUUCAAGCACUUUCACCCCUACUUUCCCAUCGUGCGCAUUCGUGAACCCAACAGGGUUUACGCUGCCAGUCCUAUCCUGUUCUGGACCAUCAUAACCGUCGCCUGUCGCGCCUACGCCUGCGAUGCAGAGCUCUUCUCCUUCCUGGCGCAGAACCUCCCGCGAGAGGUCUGGGCCGUUGCCAUGACGCCGCCCCUCGACCUGCCCGCCAUCAAUGCCCUACUCGUCCUGUCGGCAUGGCCGUUUCCCUCGGCCAACAACUCUAGUGACCCGUCGUCUUCGUAUGUGGCCAUCGCUAUGAACGCUUCUCUCAUGCUGGGUCUGCACACGGGACGGGGCGCCCACAGGGAAUUUACAAAUGUCUACCUCCACAGGCCCGCAACUGACGAGGAAGCUUGUUAUACGUGGACGGGUUACAAUAUUCUCGCGCAAAGGAUCGCCUCGAUAAACGGAUACCCGCCACCAGCAGGCUUCUUCAACGAAGCGGCGAGCAGGGUCUCGGGCGGCCAGCCGCUGCCCGAGACAAUGGGCUACUUCGGGCUCCUCUACGAGGCGCAGAAGUUCUGCAACCGCCUCAGCCGGACCGUGCUCGCCGUCGUCGAGGACGCCGAGGGUGUGCCGGACGCCGUGCUGCGCCUGCUCGAAGACGACUUUGCGCGCGUCAGGGCCGCGCUCGCGCGCCACGAGACGACCGAGCUCGAGCGCUUCACGCUCCUCGCGGCGCAGCUCGAGGUGCAGACGUACGCGCUCGCGCCCGUGGCGGCGACGCCCGCGGCGACGCUCCGGGCCAACGUGAACCGGCUCUACGGCACGGCGCAGCAGGUGGUCGAGGCGGCGGUGCGGCUCGAUGGCGAGGACGGCGAUGCAGGGCGGACGGGGCCGCGGUUCCUCGUGCACGCGCCGUACAACAUUCACCGUACCGUGUUUGAUGCCGUCGCUGUCGUCUUCGAUGCGCUCAUGUCAGGGUUCGCAGACGGGGUGGAGGACCCGGAUGCCGAGGUGCGGGCUGUGCUGGCGGUCGUGGGGCGGUGCGUCGUGCGGGAGGGGGACCUCGCAAGCUGGGUCUUGAGGCUGCUGGAGACGUGCUGGGGGGUGCGCCAUCGGCUGGGCGCGCUGGAGGCGCCGGUGACGGAGUGUCCGAGGCGGGUCGGGGCGCUGGGGGCGUUCGGGUGUGUCAAAAGGUGGAGGAGGCGGCUGGAUGCUUUGAGGACGGAGCGGGAUGCGCAGAUCGGCCAGGGGGGUGAUGAUGCUCCUUCUGUCACCGCCGAGGAUGUUGCGGUUGGAGAUUUGAUGCAGGAUGUCGACUGGGCCAUGUUGAUGGAUGUUAUGGACGAUUUUGACUGGGAAGGGGGCGCAAGAGCGGGCGGCGAGCCGAACCUCUUGAUGCCAGGAUAG
Molecule: messenger RNA, 3933 nt
Organism: Verticillium nonalfalfae
Lineage: Eukaryota; Fungi; Ascomycota; Sordariomycetes; Glomerellales; Plectosphaerellaceae
Exons: 10
Coding region: 1-3933 (1310 amino acids)
Biological process (GO): DNA-templated transcription
Cellular component (GO): nucleus
Molecular function (GO): DNA binding; zinc ion binding
Source: RefSeq, a predicted model, not a curated record